UAUUUAAAUUUAUUUAUUUUAGAGCGAGAGCGCGCAAUGCUGUUUCCAGAUUACUACUUCUUUGCUGAAAGGCGUUUGGUAAACCACACUAUCGAAACACGAAAAGUCAAGAACUUAGAUGACUGUGAGCUUUUUUGCUACCUGAACGACAACUAUGUCAGUCUUAACUUCAAAAAAGAUCCAGGGAUUAAUCCAAAGAAUGACAAAUCAGGUCACAUCUGUGAGCUAAAUAACGCCACACAUCUGAAAUAUGACAGCGACUUGACAUAUGACGCGUUUUUUUACUAUCGUGGCUCGAAGGUAAGUUACCAGAAGAAUUUACGAAUUUGUUAAUUUAGGAUGACAUAUUAAAAAUAACUGACGUUUUGCGAAAAUUUUGCUUCUUCGUUCUUCUUCAACGAUUCGUUCUUUCAAUCCGUCGAUUUUUGUCUCGUUCCUUCAGAACUCUUGUGAUACGUAUUCACUGUGCCAAAAUAACGCAACUUGUCAGACUGGUUUCACCAUAAAGGGAUAUCGAUGCUUGUGCCCUCCUGGGUCCGAUGGAGAACACUGUGAAAAUGGUAAUCUACAUAGUGCUUAAAAUAGCAUGAAUUUCUCUCUUGAUUCAAUGGUGUCGAUUCCUGUUUUUCUCGUUAGAUAGAGUUCCAUUGAAUUUAUCUCGUGCUCGGGUGGCAAACGAAGCGCGGUUCGUGGAGUAGACUUCAACAACGUGAGCAAAGCUCAAGAAUAUUUUGAUACUUUGCUUAGAAUCGCAUGAAACCAGAAACGUGCAAAGCAGUAUUUUGUUUCGUUCAUACAUGUACGGCUCAUGGAGAAGAACUAGAUCCCAGCUUUUACUCCUUUCUCUCUUUUCCUUAUUUCAUUUUUUAAAUUUUUGACUGAUGUUGACGAAUGCAAAACAUACCCUGGCUCAUGUUACGUAUACGCCACUUGUGUUAACACACGCGGAUCGUACGUGUGCACUUGCAAACCUCGAUAUACUGGAGAUAGACGCAAUUGUACAGCGUCAGGUACUGUCAAUAGUCUCAAAAACGUACAAAAGAGUAUUUUGCCUCAUUCAGACAUAUAUGGCUCUUGGAUGAAAAGGCGAAAGCCUGUUUCAAACGUGCGACGCAAAUGCAAGUGCAGACGCAAGCCUUGCGGCGCAAAUACAAGGAUUUACACUUUCAACCACCCUGACACAAAUGCAGACGCAAGCGUCAACGCAAGGAAUGAAAAGUUUUUCAUUUUCUUGAGCUUGUAUUUGCAUUUGCAUACGCUUCUCACACUUGUGAGCCCGGGUAACGCAAAUGCAAACGCAAGGCGAAAAAACACAGGUUCCAUCGAUUCCAUGCCACCACGGCACAGUUCAAACCAGGAAGAUGUCGAAGUCUUCCGCCAUUUCGGUAAUUUCCUGUACUUUCCGACAGAAUUUUUCUUCUCAUGUACAUCUAAGCAUAUUAAAACGACAAAUAUCUUAGUUCUUUACAGAGGAAUACUAGGAGAGAAAAUUCCGUGCGCUUCAAGCAAAAUUCAAACCUUUGACCUCUCUGCGGGUAGUGCUUCGGAUACGAUACUGUGCUCUAGGUGGCUCAUGCUGGCAAAGUCAUUGAACAAAAUGUACGUCAAAAAGUCACGCCAACAUAAUCGAAUUAUUCCUAGAGUUAUUCAUACGUUAUGUUGGGAUUAAUCCUCUUAUUCCAACCCUUACAGCAUGCUCAGCACCCCUGGGUAUGGAUAACCAAUUGAAACUCAUAAAGGACGCUCAGAUCUCAGCCUCUUCAGAGUGGGAUGGAAACCAUGCUGCAAUCCAGGGAAGGUUGAAUUUUUUGGCGCAUCCAGGAAAAAGAGGAGGCUGGUCAGCUAAAAACAAGAAUUUGAAUCAGUGGAUCCAGGUUGAUCUUCUUACUAAGACGACAAUAACACAGAUGGCCACUCAAGGAAGGAAUGCCCACAACCAAUGGGUGAAAAAAUACAGGAUGCAGUACAGUGAUGAUGGAGUGAACUUCAGCUUUUAUCAAAUGCCAGGUCAAAACUUUCCAAAGGUACACUGUAGGAACAUGCUUGUUUUCUUUUACGUCCCGUACUUUCCCCUUGGGUUAGGUCUGGACUUGUAAAGUUAAAGGGUGGGAAAUGAUACUUGAUAUCUGCCAGAAAUAUCUCGUAUUUCAGCUCCAAGCAACUGCUUAUUUGAGGUUCGACCUUAGCAAAUUUUCAUUAAAUAAAAGUUUCACUUCUGACUUUUGGGGUAAAAUGAUGGAUUAACAUCAAAUUUACUUUCUGCUUCUGUUUGCAGGAAUUCAUUGCAAACCAAGACAGUGACACUGUUGUAUUCCAGCAGAUCCACCCAUCCAUUAAGGCGCGUUACAUAAGACUUCUACCCACCAAAUGGCACAAUCAUAUUUCGAUGAGAAUGGAGCUCUACGGAUGUGAAGGUACUAUAGCUACAGGGUGUCCUUUGAAGUAAUCUCGCUAUCAUUCAUAUGUUGAACACAGCUAUUUUCAAGUGACUGUCGUAGGAAAUUCGGGAACGCACUGGUUUUUCUUGACUUCGCUAUUAGAAUCGUUUGUUUCUGCCUUCGCAUGGUCUUCAUGCUUGAUAACAGCAUUAAAACAAAGUUUGGCCUUCAAGCUCAGAGCUGUUUCAUAGCUUAAUAACUUCGUUAAUGUGAAAAGAAGAAGAAAAAGAGAAAAAAGUCUAAGAUAUGUAUGUUUUUAAACAAUAAAUGACCACUCGAUGAUUGAAAUAUGCUGCUAGGGAAAUAUGACGAGCUCCUCCUAUUAGUACUGAUUGACUUCUUGCUGAAUGUGCAGUAAGUAAUGCUCGUGAGACAAAAUCUUUUACCUUUGAUUCUAACGACUUUAAUCCUGUUAUAAUUAUCAUUUCAUUUUGUAGGCAAUCCUUGCAAAAAUUAUAAAAUUCUAAAUGAAAACGACAGGGAGAGCAGUUACUCAACACCAACUAACGGUCCAGAGUCUUGUGACGACCAACUCCCUACAGAGAGUGACCCUGCGGAAUGGUAUCGUUUAAUGGGAGAUGCUGGAACAAAAAUGCCAACAAAGCGUGUGGAUGCAUACCACUGUGGUACAGUCUGGUCAGGCUGGUUGGAUGGUGCUCAUCCCGCACUUAAGGAUGGUGAAGUUCACAGGACAGUCUGCUUUAGUGAUCGUCCCACUGGUUGCAAACACACAAUAGAGAUUUCUGUCAAAAACUGUGGAGCCUACUUUAUCUACAAACUUUUCAAGCCACCUGGUUGUAACUCGCGUUACUGUGGUACAGACUGA
Pocillopora meandrina is the source of this 3264-nucleotide messenger RNA. Lineage: Eukaryota; Metazoa; Cnidaria; Anthozoa; Scleractinia; Pocilloporidae. The record is from the annotation of a GenBank genome assembly.